UAAGUUUUAAUUGCUUCCAAUGAGGUCAGCAAAGGUAUUUAUCGAAAAGCCCUGAAUAAAAGGCUCUACACACACACACACGCACACAUGCGCUCACACACAGAGAGAAAAUCCUCUUGCCUGUUGAUUUAUGGAAACAAUUAUGAUUCUUCUGGAGAAUUUCUCAGCUGAGAAAUAGUUUGUAGCUACAGUAGAGGGGCUCAAGUUGCACAGGCAGACAACAGACAUGGAAUUCUUGUGCAUCCAGCUGUUAUAAACAGAACAAAAGUCAAGUAGCAAACAGUGCCGCAGCAACUGAGCUUAUUACAACCUGCUUUUUAUAAGGAUAUAUCAACACAGAGUUAUUUAAGGAGGAAUCCUGUAUUGUUACCAGAAGCUAAGAGGAUAAGUGUACCCAUCUGGGAAGAGCGAGGACUCUUUCUUAAGUCCAUCUGCAGCACCCAGAUAGGAAAAGGUCAAUGACCCAGGAGUAGCAGUCAACUCAAGCUUGAGUUUUCAUUAUGGUAUUCAUGGACCCCUGGAGCACUGCACUAUAAUGCACAAAUGGAUACUGACAUGGAUCCUGCCGCCUUUGCUCUGCAGAUCUUGCUUUCCUGUUGUCUGUCUAGUGGGCACUCUAGCGUUAGCUUGCCAUGACAUGGCUCCAGAGCAAGUGGCUACCAGCGCGAACUGCUCCAGCCCCGAGCGACACACACGGAGCUACGACUACAUGGAGGGAGGGGACAUAAGAGUGAGAAGGCUCUUCUGUCGAACGCAGUGGUAUCUGAGGAUUGACAAGCGAGGCAAGGUCAAAGGGACCCAGGAGAGGAAGAGCAGCUACAAUAUUAUGGAAAUCAGGACAGUGGCAGUUGGAAUUGUGGCAAUCAAAGGGGUGGAAAGUGAAUAUUACCUUGCAAUGAACAAGGAAGGAAAGCUCUACGCAAAGAAAGAAUGUAAUGAAGACUGCAACUUCAAAGAAUUAAUUCUGGAAAACCACUACAACACAUAUGCAUCUGCUAAAUGGACACACAGCGGAGGAGAAAUGUUUGUGGCCCUAAAUCACAGGGGGGUUCCUGUGAAAGGGAAGAAAACGAAGAAAGAACAGAAAACGGCCCACUUCCUUCCAAUGGCAAUAACCUAAUCACAGAUGGCAUAUAAGAAACCAGUUCCAGCAGGGAGAUUUCUUUAAGUGGACUGUUUUCUUUCUUUUCUUCUUUUCUUCCUUUUUUUUUUUUUUUUUUUUUUUUUUAGUAACCAAGAAAGGCUGGAAAACUACUGAAAAACUGAUCAAGCUGGACUUGCGCAUUUAUGUUUAUUUUAAGAGACUGCAUUAAAGAAAGAUUUGAAAAAUAUACACAAAAAUCAGAUUUAGUAACUAAAAGUUGUAAAAAAUUGUCAAACUGUUUGUACAAUCGUGGUGUUAGUAAUAGUAAUGUUUUUCUCUUAAGUUAAUUUACCCUUAGAGUAUGUUAGAUUCAAUUAUCUGAUGAUUAUUUAAGUAUUCCUAUCCGCUUAUAAAAUGGCUGCUAUGAUAAGGACAAUAAUGCAGAUGAUAUUAC
This is a messenger RNA of Octodon degus (degu), 1538 nucleotides long. It is a transcript of the gene Fgf7, whose product is annotated as fibroblast growth factor 7. Lineage: Eukaryota; Metazoa; Chordata; Mammalia; Rodentia; Octodontidae. The transcript is spliced from 4 exons. Gene Ontology annotation, cellular component: cytoplasm. Bases 536 to 1120 code for a protein of 194 amino acids. The record is from RefSeq and is a predicted model, not a curated record. Gene Ontology annotation, biological process: animal organ morphogenesis; positive chemotaxis; positive regulation of epithelial cell proliferation. Gene Ontology annotation, molecular function: type 2 fibroblast growth factor receptor binding; growth factor activity.